Messenger RNA from Komagataella phaffii GS115, 864 nucleotides. RefSeq lists its product as hypothetical. Lineage: Eukaryota; Fungi; Ascomycota; Pichiomycetes; Pichiales; Pichiaceae. The transcript has a single exon. The record is from RefSeq and is a predicted model, not a curated record. The coding region runs from base 1 to 864 and encodes 287 amino acids.
AUGAUCAAGCUGCUAGAGAUUCUCGACUUUAACACCCAUACUCGUCCCCGAUUGGUAGGCUGGCUGAUUCAUUAUACUCACAGCCAAGAUCUUUAUUACAUAAUCAAUGCACCGAUCUCUUGCCUCUUUGAGGCAGUAACAUGUAAACAUACAUCUCUUCUUUUGCUACAUUCUUUCACUGCUACUAAACCCCACACCCAAAUGAGUUUAAGGUCUGCUACUGUCCGUGCUACUGGCUUAUCUCAUUCCUUCAGAAGAUAUGUCCACCAAACCCGCAAAACCCCUACCAAUCUGCUGGAUAAAGGCCCCCAGAAAUAUGGGCUAAUGAAUCUACAGAGCCUCAAGCAAGAAUGCAGAAGAAAGGGCAUCAAAGUGAGUGGAAGAAAGAUCGAUCUGAUUGGCAGACUUGUGAACCACGAUACUACCGCCUUCGGUGCUCAUGGAAUCUCAUCUACUGCCACGAGCUCCGCAAAAGGUGAUGGUUCAUCUAUUGAGUUCUUUAAAUUUCCCAAGCCAGAGGACGACCCAGAACCAAGUAUUUCCGUUAAAGUGCCUUCGCUAUCGAGCGAAGCUUCAGAAAACACAGACGCAGUAGUAAAGAAGUUGCCCGAUGAAUCGCCAGAGACUUAUAUUGAUACAAAUAAAGACAACAUUGUCAGCGUCGGUGCCCAAAGCAAUGCUGAGGUGACACAACAUGGAAUGAAGAUUGGCCAUUUUUUUGAAUGGAAAUCACCAUCCUCAGACUCAGCCUAUAAAGAUGAACCAUUUCAACCUUCGAAAGAACGUCUGAGUGAGCGUGAUAAAGUUGUUCUGGCGUCUGUACUGGGAUUAUCCUUGGUAUGGUGGUUUCUGCCAAUAUUCUAA